Aspergillus terreus NIH2624 is the source of this 921-nucleotide messenger RNA. RefSeq lists its product as uncharacterized. NCBI's taxonomy places the organism in Eukaryota, Fungi, Ascomycota, Eurotiomycetes, Eurotiales, Aspergillaceae. The record is from RefSeq and is a predicted model, not a curated record. Bases 1 to 921 code for a protein of 306 amino acids. Gene Ontology annotation, molecular function: flavin adenine dinucleotide binding; sarcosine oxidase activity. The transcript has 9 exons.
AUGCCUUCACAGGACUCUAAAAUCAUUAUCGUCGGAGGUGGCGUCUUCGGCCUCAGUACUGCUCUAUGGCUCGCACGCGGCGGGUACAAAGACGUCACCGUGUUUGAUAGAUGUGCCUUUGACCGGAACUUCUAUGAUCCUUCCAACGGCUGCGAUGGCGCCUCAGCAGACAUCAACAAAGUCUUUCGCAUGGCCUACGCAGACAGAACCGAUUACCAGGACCUGGCGAUCGAGGCGAGAGAUUCAUGGGUCGCAUGGAACAAAGCCAUUGCCGAAGCUGGCGCCUCCGACCUGCCCAAGGGGCUGACUCCAGAGGAUAAAGUCUUCCAUAACUGUGGGACGUAUUUUCUGGCCGAGGGAGCGGAAAUGAGAGACUACUAUGCGGAUAGUUUGGACAAUAUGGCUAAGACGGCGCCGGAGUUUCGCAAAAUGCAAUUUGUCAAGGGAAAUGCAGACGAUGAAAAAAGGCUCCGCGAGAUUGAUCCGAAAUGGGCGGAAAAGUAUCACGUUAUAGACAAGAUCAACGGCGGAAACACCAAUGGUUUCCUCGAUAUCCAGGCAGGAAUCACAAUCGCAGAUAAAGCCUGCGUCUACGCAAGAUUCUUAUCCGGCAGCUGGACUGCAUCCAUCAUCCCCGAAGCCCACCAGACAGUGGAAGCGACAGCAGGGAUAUUGAUGUUCAUCGACAUUCCAAAACACAGACAGGACCUUUGGAAGAGAUUCCACCCCGAUAACUACCCUGUGUGGUCCUACCGCAGGGGGGAUGGAGACAAUUACUAUCAAGGUGGCGGAUUCCCGAUCUCGAAGCAAGGGCGUCUCAAGUUUGGCUUUCGCGGUCGAAAGUUUACCAACUUCCGAGACCAUCCAACGCAACCGAAUCUCUGUGUUGGUAUACGGACAGUAUCGACAAUGAUUACGUAA